UCAGAAAUGUUCAUGGCGAUGUCGGAGAUUUACAGGGAAUGCCGCAUCCCGCUGAUGGAGUGUGGGAAGAAAGGCUCCUCUUUGUCAGACAGUGGCAGUGGCGAGGACUCUCUGGACCGGCUCCUGCCCACGGUGAGCAGCGCCCUCCGCAGGAAGAGCACGUCUCUGAAGACAGAGCCGCCGCUCCUCCGCACUGGCACGCGCACCAUCUACACCGCCGGACGCCCACCGUGGUACGACGAGCACGGAGCCCAGUCCAAAGAUGCCUUCGUCAUCGGGCUGUGUGGUGGCAGUGCUUCAGGGAAGACCACGGUGGCCAACAAGAUCAUAGAAGCUCUGGAUGUACCUUGGGUAGUGCUGCUGUCUAUGGACUCUUUUUACAAGGUGCUGACAGCUGAGGAGCAGACGCUGGCGGCCAGUAAUGACUACAACUUCGACCACCCCGGGGCAUUUGACUUUGAGCUGCUAGUGGCCACGCUGAGGAAACUCAAGCAGGGCAAGAGCGUCAAGAUCCCCGUGUAUGACUUUACCACCCACAGCCGCCACAAAGACUGGAAAAACCUCUAUGGUGCCAGUGUCAUCAUUUUUGAGGGAAUCAUGUCCUUUGCUGAUAAGGAGCUUUUGCAGCUCCUGGACAUGAAGAUCUUUGUGGACACAGACUCGGACAUCCGUCUGGUACGGAGGCUCAGGAGGGACAUCACGGAGCGAGGGCGAGACAUUGAGGGUGUCAUCAAGCAGUACAAUAAGUUUGUGAAGCCAGCUUUUGAACAGUACAUUGAGCCCACCAUGAGAUUGGCAGACAUUGUUGUGCCACGCGGUGGGGGAAACAUGGUGGCCAUAGACCUGAUAGUCCAGCAUGUUCAAAGUCAACUGGAGGAGCGUGAACUCAGUGUCAGAGCGGUCCUGGCCUCGGCCCCCCAGACGCAGCCUUUGCCCCAGACGCUCAGCGUGCUGGAGAGCAGCCCGCAGGUCCGGGGCCUGCACACCAUCAUCAGAAAUAAGGAGACUAGUCGAGAUGAGUUUAUCUUCUACUCCAAAAGACUGAUGCGCCUUCUAAUAGAGCAUGCUUUGACCUUCUUGCCAUCGAAGCCUUCCACCGUGCAGACGCCGCAGGGCCAGGAGUACGAGGGGAGGAGCUUCAGCGGGAAAGGGAUAACAGGCGUGUCCAUUCUGCGGGCAGGGGAGACCAUGGAGCCGGCGCUGAGGGCAGUCUGUAAAGAUGUCCGCAUCGGCAAGAUCCUCAUCCAGACCAACCUGGACUCAGGGGAACCAGAGCUGCACUACCUGCGCCUGCCCAAAGACAUCAGCGAGGAUCACGUGAUCUUGAUGGACAGCACGGUGUCCACCGGAGCGGCGGCCAUGAUGGCUGUGCGUGUGUUGCUGGACCAUGAUGUGCAGGAGGAGAACAUUCUCUUGGUGUCUCUGCUGAUGGCGGAGCUGGGAGUGCAUUCCGUGGCCUACGCCUUCCCCCGUGUCAGAAUCAUCACCACCGCCGUCGACGAAAGCGUAGACGACCUUCUCCAAGUCAUUCCGGGAAUAGGGGACUUUGGGGACCGGUACUUUGGGACGGACGGCACAUCGAACUGGAGCGACGACGAUGACCAAGAUACACUCAGCCACUGAGAACCGGGCGCUGCCAGC
This is a messenger RNA of Sardina pilchardus (European sardine), 1641 nucleotides long. RefSeq names its product uridine-cytidine kinase 1-like 1a (gene uckl1a). The record is from RefSeq and is a predicted model, not a curated record. Lineage: Eukaryota; Metazoa; Chordata; Actinopteri; Clupeiformes; Clupeidae. Gene Ontology annotation, molecular function: kinase activity; ATP binding. Gene Ontology annotation, cellular component: cytoplasm. The transcript has 15 exons. The coding region runs from base 7 to 1623 and encodes 538 amino acids.